This is a messenger RNA of Penicillium chermesinum, 2199 nucleotides long. RefSeq names its product catalase catB (gene cat1). Gene Ontology annotation, cellular component: cytosol. Bases 1 to 2199 code for a protein of 732 amino acids. Lineage: Eukaryota; Fungi; Ascomycota; Eurotiomycetes; Eurotiales; Aspergillaceae. The record is from RefSeq and is a predicted model, not a curated record. Gene Ontology annotation, biological process: hydrogen peroxide catabolic process; response to oxidative stress. The transcript has 3 exons. Gene Ontology annotation, molecular function: heme binding; catalase activity.
AUGCAUUCCAUCUCGCUCCUGGCGGGCCUUAUUAGUGUGGCCAAUGCCGCCUGCCCUUAUAUGACCGGUGAAUUGCCUGGUAGCAAUCCUCAUGUUCAGCGCCGGGAUGAUGGAGGUGCUGCGGGAGAGACGGAGCAGUUUCUCUCGCAAUUCUAUAUCAAUGACCAGAAUGCGACCUUGACGUCGGAUGUGGGCGGUCCCAUCGAGGAUCAAAACAGCUUGAGCGCGGGAGAGCGCGGCCCUACUUUGCUGGAGGAUUUUAUUUUCAGACAGAAGAUCCAGCACUUUGACCAUGAGAGAGUUCCGGAACGAGCCGUCCAUGCCCGCGGUGCUGGUGCUCACGGUGUUUUCACUUCCUAUGCGGAUUGGUCCAACAUCACGGCUGAGUCCUUCCUUGGUGGCGAAGGCAAGGAAACUCCUAUCUUUGCUCGUAUCUCGACCGUCGCUGGUAGCCGGGGAAGUGCUGAUACUGCCCGAGAUGUGCACGGCUUUGCGCUGCGCUUUUACACGGACGAGGGAAAUUUUGACAUUGUUGGCAACAACAUCCCCGUGUUCUUUAUCCAGGAUGCUAUCCAAUUCCCUGACCUUAUCCAUGCCGUCAAGCCCAGCGGCGACAAUGAAAUCCCCCAGGCCGCCACUGCUCAUGAUUCCGCCUGGGACUACUUCAGCCAACAGCCAAGUUGCUUACACACGCUCAUCUGGGCCAUGGCUGGUCACGGAAUUCCCCGUUCCAUCCGCCACACGGACGGGUUUGGUAUCCAUACCUACCGCCUUCUCACCAACGACGGGAAGUCGAAGCUUGUUAAAUGGCACUGGAAGACCCUUCAGGGCAAGGCCAGCUUUGUCUGGGAAGAAGCCCAGCAGACGUCCGGCAAGAACGCGGACCAUCUCCGCCAGGAUCUUUGGGACGCGAUCGAGGCCGAGCGUUACCCCGAAUGGGAGCUUGGUAUCCAAAUCAUGGAGGAGGAAGACCAGCUGAGAUUCGGUUUCGAUCUGCUCGACCCGACCAAGAUUGUGCCCGAAGAAUACGUUCCUAUCACCCCAAUCGGAAAGCUGCAGCUCAACCGCAACCCCAGCAACUACUUUGCGGAAACCGAGCAGAUCAUGUUCCAGCCGGGCCAUAUCGUCCGCGGCAUUGACUUCUCUGAUGAUCCUCUUCUGCAAGGUCGUCUGUUCUCGUACCUCGACACCCAGCUGAACCGGCACAACGGCCCCAACUUUGAGCAGCUGCCUAUCAACCGACCCCGUGUCCCGAUUCACAACAACAACCGUGACGGAGCUGGCCAGAAUUAUAUCCCACUCAACAAGGACGCUUACACCCCCAACUCCCUCAACAACAACUCUCCUUACCAGGCCAACCAAACCCAGAACAACGGCUUCUUCACUGGCCCGGGUCGUACUGCCAGUGGUAAGCUGGUUCGCAACCGGAGCCCGACUUUCGCAGAUGUCUGGUCCCAGCCUCGUCUUUUCUGGAACUCGCUCAUCGAUGCCGAGAAGCAGUUCGUAGUCGACGCCAUGCGGUUCGAGAACGCUAAUGUUAUGAGCGACGUGGUCCGCAACAAUGUCAUCAUCCAGCUGAACCGCAUCAGUAACGACCUGGCCAAGCGCGUGGCGGAAGCGAUCGGCGUCGACGCUCCCGCGCCAGACCCUACUUACUAUCAUGACAACAAGACCGCCAACGUCGGUACCUUUGGCCACAAGCUCCUUAAGCUGGAGGGUCUCAAGAUCGGUCUCCUGGCCUCUGUUUCGAACGCCUCGUCCUUGACCCAGGGAUCUGCCCUGCAGAGCCAAUUCAAAUCUGCCGGCGUCGACGUCGUCGUCGUUGCCGAGCGCAUGGCGGACAAGGUCGACCAGACCUACUCCGCGUCCGACGCCACCCAGUUCGACGCGGUGGUCGUCGCGGACGGUGCCCAGGGCCUCUUCAACCCCCAUUCUUUCACCGCGGUGCAGAACAACCGCACUUCCACUGCCUCCACUCUGUACCCAGCUGGUCGCCCAUUGGAUAUUCUGCUUGACGCGUUCCGAUUCGGAAAGACUGUUGGGGCCGUCGGCCAAGGUUCGCUUGCUCUGCGCUCUGCCCAGAUCUCGCCUGCCCGCGAGGGUGUGGUUGUGGCAGGCUCUGUUAGCGACGCCUUCACUAAGAAUCUCAAAGAUGGUCUCUACACCUUCAAGCACCUGGACCGCUUUGCGCUGGACUAA